Daldinia caldariorum is the source of this 1059-nucleotide messenger RNA. RefSeq names its product alpha-N-methyltransferase NTM1. Gene Ontology annotation, cellular component: cytoplasm. Gene Ontology annotation, biological process: N-terminal protein amino acid methylation. Gene Ontology annotation, molecular function: N-terminal protein N-methyltransferase activity. The transcript is spliced from 3 exons. The coding region runs from base 336 to 1043 and encodes 235 amino acids. The record is from RefSeq and is a predicted model, not a curated record. Lineage: Eukaryota; Fungi; Ascomycota; Sordariomycetes; Xylariales; Hypoxylaceae.
AGAACAUCAACUCCUCCUUUCUUUCUCUGCUAACAAUUGCCUUACGCAGUUGUAACAGUACAAGUUAUUCCUGAACAAAACUCACCACGAUAUUGAAAUUAUAAAUUAUAACAAUGGAAUACCAAUAACGCAUAAGUAACUUGUAAAUCAUUUACAUUUCUUUCUUAUCUCUCUUACGCCCGUCUGCGUAUCGUUAUAAAUUUUUUUCUACUUAAUAAUUAAAUCAAGUCGUUUCCAGCGUGUCCCCCCCUUCCCCUUUUUUUCAAUACCACUAAGAGAAGACCUGGUCACGGCAAGCAAUUAAAUUAUCCAAAAAAAAAAACAACUACAAGAACAUGUCGCCCUCCGAAACUAAAUCAGAAACCCCAGAUUCCUUCAUCAAUGCCGACGACAGCCGCAAGUACUGGUCCGCCAUCGACCCUGAUGUCAACGGCAUGCUGGGCGGGUACCCGACAGUCUCCCGCGUCGACCUGAGAGGCUCGCGGAGCUUCCUGGCUAAGGUUGGUCUGGGCCGCACUAAGGGCGUGAAGGCUGUGAAGAGGGCGUUGGAGGGCGGUGCAGGGAUCGGACGCAUAACGCAAGGGCUACUCCUCGACGUUGCCGAGACGGUGGACGUCGUCGAGCCCGUCGCCAAGUUCACGGCAGUGCUGGAGGGCAAGCCGGGCGUAGGCCGCGUCCACAACGUCGGGCUGGAGGAGUGGCAGCCCGAAGACGGCGUUCAGUACGACCUCGUCUGGAACCAGUGGUGUCUGGGCCACUUGACCGACCAGCAGCUGGAAGAGUACCUGAGGCGGUGCAGCUCCGUGCUGAGCGUCGGAGACGAUGGGAAGACCAAAGGGGUCAUCGUGGUGAAGGAGAACUUGAGCACGUCGGAAGAGGACUUGUUUGACUCGGAGGACAGUAGUGUUACAAGGCAAGACGAAACAUUCAGACGCAUCUUCGAGGCUGCGGGAUUACGUAUAAUCAAGACGGAGAUACAGCAUGGGUUCCCCCACGAGCUGUAUCCCGUCCGCAUGUACGCACUAAAGCCCAAGGAAAACUAAUAAUAAAGAAGUAACA